GGUGGGACCGGCGAGAGGGGCGGCCGUGGGGCCCGGCCGGGCUGGGGCGGGGGGCCGCAGCCAUGAUCCGGGCCUUCUCGUUCCCGGUGAGCCCGGAGCGGGGUCGGCUGCGGGGAUGGUUGGAAGGCAGCCUGGCCGGGCUCUGCGAGUUGCAUUGGCUCCGAGAGAGGCAGGAGUACCGCGUGCAGCAGGCGCUGCGGCUGGCCCAGCCCGGGAUGGGGGGCACCGAGGCUGAGGACGAGGAGGACGCCGAGGAGGACGAGGAUGCGGCAGCGGCGCGCAGGGCCGCGGCGGCCCUGGAGGAGCAGCUGGAGGCCCUGCCUGGGCUCAUCUGGGACCUGGGCCAGCAGCUGGGGGACCUGAGUCUGGAGUCUGGGGGUCUGGACCAGGAGAGUGGGCGCAGCUCAGGCUUCUAUGAAGACCCCAGUUCUACCGGAGGUCCAGAUUCACCACCCUCUACCUUUUGUGGGGACAGUGGCUUCUCCGGAUCUGGCUCCUAUGGACGCCUGGGUCCCUCGGACCCCCGGGGCAUCUAUGCCAGUGAGAGACCCAAGUCCCUAGGUGACGCCAGCCCCAGCGCCCCAGAGUCGGUGAGCGCCCGGGCAGCGGUGCCUCGCUCCUUCUCAGCUCCCUACCCGACAGCAGCGGGCCCCGAGGCCUGCUCAUCGGCGGAGCGGCGUGCGCGCGCGGGGCCCUUCCUGACGCCCAGCCCGCUGCACGCGGUGGCGCUGCGCAGCCCACGGCCCAGCGGACGCGCGCCCUGCGGCUCCCCGGACGGGGCGGCCGGCCGGCCCCUGGACGGCUACAUUUCGGCGCUCCUGCGCAGGCGCCGCCGCCGGGGGGCGGGCCAACCGCGUACGAGUCCCGGGGGCGCGGACGGGGGCGCGCGGCGCCAGAACGGCGCGCGCCCGCGGCCGCCCGAGGCGUCCCCGCCCCCCGGGGGCGCGCGACCCGCGCGGGAGCCGUCGACGGAGCGCGCCUGGGCCACGGCGUGGGAGACGGAGGUUGCGCCCGAACCUGCGCCUCCGGCCGCCGCCUCGCCGCCCUCCAGCCCGGCUGAGGGUCGCCUCGUGAAGGCCCAGUACAUCCCGGGCGCCCCUGCAGCCUCCAGGGGCCUUCCGGGGCGCGCCGCGCGCCGCCGGGCUCCACCGCUCACGCGAGGUCGCAGCGUGGAGCAGUCCCCGCCGCGGGAGAGGCCACGAGCCGCGGGCCGUCGGGGCCGCCUGGCCGAGCCGUCGGGGCGUCGGGGAUCGCCGAGGGCGCGUAAAGCGGCGCGCUCGCAGUCGGAGACCAGCCUGCUGGGCCGCGCGCACGCCGCCCCGCCGCCGCCCAAGUACCCCACGGCCGAGCGCGACGAGCCCCGGCCGCCCCGGCCCCGGCGCGGCCCCGCGCCCACGCCCACCGUCCAGGCCUGCCGUCGGUGGCGCUCCACCGCGGAGAUCGACGCGCCCGACAGCCGCCGCGCCCGCGCCCCCCGCGCGCCCGCGCCGCGCGGCCCCGCGCCCUCGCCGUCCGCGCCCUCGCGCCGGCUGCUGUACGGCUGCGCGGGCAGCGACUCCGAGUGCUCGGCGGCGGGGCGGCCGGUGCCGCUGGGCCGUCGGGUGCCGUCGUCGUCGGGGUGCGGCCCCGGGGGAGGUUACGGCGAGAGCGAGUCGAGCGCUAGCGAGGGCGAGUCGCCCGCCUUCAGCUCCGCCUCCAGCGACUCCGAUGGCAGCGGGGGCCUCGUGUGGCCGCAGCAGCUGGUGGCGGCCGCAGGGGCCUCGCCGUCGGGGCCCGGGGGUGCGGCCGGUGUUGCGACCCCCGCGGGCCCCGCCAAGGUCUUCGUGAAGAUCAAGGCGUCGCACGCGCUGAAGAAAAAGAUCCUGCGUUUCAGGUCGGGCUCUCUGAAGGUCAUGACGACUGUGUGAGUUGGGGGGAGGGGAGGGGCCUGGGAACCCACCUCCAUGGCCCUGCACCCACGCUUCUCAUCCUCCACCCCUCCACCCCCACCUUCCAAAGACCACCGGUCUUCUCUGCUUCCAAAGACCCUCCUCACUCACUGCCCGCCGUCCAUGGCCGCCCCGAGAGGCUGCCCCUCUCCCCCCACUGAGAGGCGCCCAGAUGGUCCCAGAACAGCUGGUUUUCAAAGCCUUGGGCCAGAAAGUGCCCCCUCCGUGGGCCUCGCUCUCCCCAUCUGUACAAUGGAUGUCCAUGUUUGCAAAGGCAGUAAUUCUGUUCAGGUGCCCCCCCACUCCCUUUUAGUUUAGAAGCUUAGUGUGUUCCCUCUCCAUUUCCCUCAUAUAGCUUUGUCAUUCCUCUUUUCCUGGCCCAGAUAGGGCUCCCUUCUCAUUCACAAAGUGCCCCCUCCAUGUCCCUGGACCCUUAGGAUAUCCCCUGGGGCCCCCGGGUGGGUCAGAGACUGUCUGACUCAGGUUAUGCCCGCAGAGUGCCCUGGAAGAAGUGGCACUGUCUUAGGGGCUUUGAGGGUCACGUAGGAGUUGCCAACACCUGGAAAAGGACUCUUUCUGCUCCAUCCCUGGACAUUUAUGGAGGAUUGGGAGGUUAGAGAGAGGAAGGAAGAUGGUUUCAAUCUCGUCUCUCUCCCUGUGGGGAGUGGGGGAAGCUGUUCCAAUCCAUGGGUUUUUUUUUUAAUUUGUUUGUUUUUUUAUUUUAAAAAAAUACUGUAUUUAUUAUGACAAUGGUGACUCCCCAGUGCGUGGGGGGCCAGAUUCUGUGUGUUUCUCUAACCUCUUUGUAAAUAAAUGCACAAUGUUACAUA
This is a messenger RNA of Mesocricetus auratus (golden hamster), 2758 nucleotides long. RefSeq names its product dishevelled binding antagonist of beta catenin 3 (gene Dact3). Lineage: Eukaryota; Metazoa; Chordata; Mammalia; Rodentia; Cricetidae. Bases 63 to 1907 code for a protein of 614 amino acids. Gene Ontology annotation, biological process: negative regulation of canonical Wnt signaling pathway. The record is from RefSeq and is a predicted model, not a curated record. The transcript has 4 exons. Gene Ontology annotation, cellular component: cytoplasm.